AUGCCAAAAGAAAUAGUAACAGAAAUAAAUAAUAGAAUCAAUGACAACAUAAAUGUCAACAUCAAUAAUAAAAGCUAAGAGCUAUUUCUGCUUUAGCCAGGAAAAAACUCAAAAUCACUCUUUAAGCCCAGAAAGCUAUCUUCAAACUUCAAAAGACAAAGAAGGAAUCUCAAACAAACUUAAUCAAGUGAAAGCUAUGCUGAAGAAUUUAGCAAUAUCGGCGGAAAUAAUCCUAUCAAUUAAAACGAAGAAAAUGGAGAUAGCUCAAAUUAACAUCAGCAAAUUUAAAGGCCAAGAAUCAGUGUAACUGAGAUGAAGUUAUCCAAUCCAGGAGCAAGAGUAUCAAGGAUAGAUAAAAUAUCAGAGGUCCUUUAAUAAUAGAAAAUUCAAACAUACAAUGAGUGGAAGGAAUGCACCAAGGAUAUCUACAAGUAUGUUAUUCAAAGAACAGAGGAGGAAUUAAAAGUAGUAGACUAGUUCUAUAAAAGGAAACCAGAUUUUUUAAGAACAGAUGAGGAUCCAAUUUUGAGUGAUAUUCUAGAAGAGGAAUUCAGACACCAGAUAUAGAUUUUGAGGGAAAAAUAGAUUAGAGAAAGGAAUAAUGAUGAAGUAAAACCAUCAGAGUUUUUCAAACAUCUAAUGGACUUAGUAAAGAGGUAUAGGAUGAAAUUAAGAGGAGACAAAGAAUUGGCAUUUGAAAACAUUCUUAUCAAUAUGAUGAAUGAAGAUUAUAACGCCUAUUAUGAGUAUAAGAAGAAGCACAACUUUCUGGAUUUAGAGAAGAAGAACAAACUAAAAGAUACAACUAUCCUAGAAAACUUUGAUUAAUAGGCUGGACAGGGACAAAAUUAGACUACCUGGAAAAACAGAUAAUAUGAAGUCAAUGACAUUCUAUAUGAAGAAAAUGAGUUGUAAUAAAUCCAGCACAGAUAAUCGAAUGUUCACAAAGGCUUUAGUAAACUGGUUCAUUUAAUGGAGGAUAAGCUAGAGUCAAGCAGAGCAUAAAACGGGAAAUUUAUGAAGUAUAUAUAAAGAAUAUAGAAGCUUAAAAAUGUUAGGGAAUAAAGAUUGGCUAAAUAGAGGGGAUAUCGAGAGCCUACGAGUCCAAGUCCAUCUCUGAAAAAGGCAAAGAAGAUAUCUGAAAUGAGUGAAUCUGCAUCGCAAAGUAAAGGUGUUAAUCCACUUAUUUAUCCCCAAAAUGAACUAUAAUUUGACUUUUAGCAUCUAGUACUUAGUAAUCCUGAUCUUUCAGUUAAGAAACCAGGAGAGCAGAUAGAAACUAGAUUUUAAACUAAAAGAAUAAGUGUGGAUUAAGCUAAUAUGCCUCUAAGUCAAAAAAACUACCCUGCCAAACAUUAAAGAAAUAAUAAUUCUCAAUUUUAGCAGGAUUCUAGAUUUUUUCAUUCUAGAAAAUCAAUAUAAGACAUUAAUUUAAUUGGGGGUGAGAAGUUUCAAUUUUCAGAUUAAAGUACAAGAAUUGAUUCUAACCAAAAUCGUUAAAAUAUAUAAAGAAUGCAAGCAAAAUUUAUUAGGAGUAAUGUAGAACUCCCUAUAAGAUAGACAUAAUAAUCACAAAGAGUGCCAAGAAACGCCUUUAGUCCAAAAUAAUCUCCCAUUAAUACAACUGCAACUGACUUCUACAAAAGAAAUCUAGAUUAGAUAAAUAAGAAACUUAAUUUUUCAUGCAUUAUUUCGCCAGAGCUCUAGCCAAAAAUACCAAUCUUAAGAAGUCGAUAACAAUCAUAGUAUUAAUCAACUCAGCCUUAAUCAAGUUCAUAUUCUGAAUAGAGGGUCAAAUUUCAAGCCUAAACUCCCAAAGUCAAAGAUAUGAAAGACAGGAUAAAACAGCAUCCAAUCAAGGAAGAUUCAUUUAGAAUUUAGGUGAGAAAGGAUAAGGAGGAAAUUUCUGAAAAGCUUAAGGACAUCAAGAAAAGUAUAGCUGAUUUCACUGUCUAAUUUAAAGAAGAUCCCUAAUAAAACUUCUAGAACUAGUAUGCACUUAAGAUGUUUUAAGAGGACAUUCGCUUUGAAAAUAUAAAGAAUUCUAUUAAGAUAUAUGAUGUUAUUGAGCAUGCAAAAAAGCCGAAAUAGCAAAAGUUGCUUUACUUUUAUCAUGUUAACAGUCGAGAUGAAAUAAAUGCUGAGACUAAGCUCAUUAAAAAUGAGGUAAGAUAGGGUAUAACUGAUCCUGUAAGAACAGCAGCUAUUAUUGAGCUCUAGAACUUCAUUAAGAAAAAUGUAGGAAAUAAAAAAGUAAUGAGUAGAAUUGCUGAGGAAAGCACUCAUAAAAUGAUGGUUAGUAGUAAGAAUAAAAGGGCCUUAAAUGAAAUAGCUGCCCUUAUUGAAUCAGAAUUUGAAAAUAAAAACAAUCCCAGACGUGAUAUUUUAUCAUUAUGA
This is a messenger RNA of Stylonychia lemnae, 2397 nucleotides long. The record is from the annotation of a GenBank genome assembly. NCBI's taxonomy places the organism in Eukaryota, Ciliophora, Spirotrichea, Sporadotrichida, Oxytrichidae.